AUGCCUCCACUGUACUGGCUCGGAUUGGUUCAGCGUCGUCUUCAACUUCGAAUUGAAGCACAGGGCAAGUAUCUUCAGUCAAUACUUGAGAAAGCUUGUAAGGCUCUGAAUGAUCAGGCUGCAUCGGCUGCUGGGCUUGAAGCUGCUAAGGAGGAACUCUCUCAACUAGCUAUUAAGGUUUCUAAUGACUGUGAAGGGAUAACCCCACUUGAUACCAUGAAAAUGCCUUCCUUGUCUGAAAUUGCUGCCGCUUUAGAGAACAGAAACGCCUCCAAUGUACUGGCCCGGCUUGGCAACUGCUCUGUUGAUAGCUGCUUGGCAUCAACUGGAAGCCCUGUUUCUCCAAUGGAUAUGAGUUCACUGGCUGCUGCAAUGAAGAAAAGACAAGGGCCCUUCUUUGGCAAUGGAGACUCGUUGCCCUUGGAGUGUAACAUGAGGCAAGAAGUAAUGAUGAACAAUAUUGGAUGA
Prunus mume (Japanese apricot) is the source of this 468-nucleotide messenger RNA. NCBI's taxonomy places the organism in Eukaryota, Viridiplantae, Streptophyta, Magnoliopsida, Rosales, Rosaceae. The record is from RefSeq and is a predicted model, not a curated record.